AUGCCUCUGACCAAGCUCAACUUCAUCACCGGCAACAAGAACAAGCUCCGCGAGGUGCGCGCCAUCCUCGGCAAUGUCAUCGAAGUCGAUAACCAGGAGGUCGACGUCCCCGAGAUCCAGGGCACAAUCGAGGAAAUCGCUAAGGAAAAGGCUAGACGUGCGGCUGAAGCGAUCAAUGGUCCUGCUUUGACGGAGGAUACGGCGCUGGAGUUCCGCGCGCUUAAGGGUUUGCCUGGGCCUUAUAUCAAAUCGUUUAUGGAGAAUUUGGGCCAUGAGGGACUGAAUAAGAUGCUUGAUGGGUUUGAGGAUCGCGGUGCUGAGGCUGUUUGUACCUUUGCCUUUUGUCCCGGGCCCGGUGAAGAGCCGCUUAUCUUCCAGGGGAGAACUGAGGGUGCUAUCGUGCGACCCAGAGGCCCGACGAACUUUGGCUGGGACCCGAUCUUUGAAUAUGACGGCAAACAAACCUAUGCCGAGAUGGACAAGGAGGAAAAGAACAAGAUCUCGCACAGAUACAAGGCGCUGGUGAAGUUGCAGCAGUGGCUCGCCGAACAACGGUAA
Molecule: messenger RNA, 558 nt
Organism: Penicillium bovifimosum
Lineage: Eukaryota; Fungi; Ascomycota; Eurotiomycetes; Eurotiales; Aspergillaceae
Product: non-canonical purine NTP pyrophosphatase
Exons: 6
Coding region: 1-558 (185 amino acids)
Biological process (GO): nucleoside triphosphate catabolic process
Cellular component (GO): cytoplasm
Molecular function (GO): nucleoside triphosphate diphosphatase activity
Source: RefSeq, a predicted model, not a curated record